This is a messenger RNA of Scedosporium apiospermum, 2454 nucleotides long. RefSeq lists its product as uncharacterized. Gene Ontology annotation, biological process: regulation of DNA-templated transcription; DNA-templated transcription. Gene Ontology annotation, molecular function: DNA-binding transcription factor activity, RNA polymerase II-specific; zinc ion binding; DNA binding. The transcript is spliced from 2 exons. Lineage: Eukaryota; Fungi; Ascomycota; Sordariomycetes; Microascales; Microascaceae. The record is from RefSeq and is a predicted model, not a curated record. The coding region runs from base 1 to 2454 and encodes 817 amino acids.
AUGGCGGAUUCGCCUCCGUCGCCUAAUCAACAGGCGUAUCACGCCUAUGCGAGCAAUGGUUUGCAGGUCCUGCAAGCCGCCACCAACGCGCACCAAGCGAUUUUCCACGACGGACAGUCGCAGGAGCUCGAACAGCACCAUGAUCUCCAGCAGGCCGCGCAGCAAGCCGCUGCUCAGCAGCACCUGCAGCAGCAUGAGCAUCACGAGCAUCAGCAGCAGCAAGAUGACGAGCAGCAUCAGAGCCAGCAGCCCGAAGACGCGAAACCUAUCGUCACAACGAUGCCGCAGACACCUAAUCAGCAGCACUUGACUCUCCCGCCUGGCAUUUCCAGCAGCCCAGCUCGAAUCAUCUCCGACCCAGCUGCCCUCGCCGCGGUCGCGGCUGCCGCAGGUGCUCAGGACGCGUUCGCACCGGAUGCAUUGACUCAGGAGGCUCUCGCGCAGGAGGCUCUUGCCGCGCGCGCUGCUGCGGCGGCGGCGGCUGCCGUCCCAAUUCCGCGAGUUUCGCGAGACCCCUCGGUGAACCCCAAGUUGACGCGACUCUCACGCGCGUGCGAUAAUUGCUCGCAGCGAAAAGUCAAAUGCGAUGCGGUUCGGCCUUGCAAGCCUUGCGUCGAUCUUAACCUCGAAUGCACGAAUAAUCGCGUCGUCAAACGUCGUGGUCCCCCCAACAAGGCUGUCGAGGCUAUUCGUCUCAAGAAGCGACUCUCUGAGGUUGCAGCUCAAGAAAUGGGCCUUACUGGCGUCGGCGUAGGUGUGGGCGUGGGAGGACUGCAGCAGCUCGGUUACAGCGGUUCUACUCCUCACUCGGCCGCCCAGGCGCUCGUCUCAAUUGCAGGAGUUAACGAAACUGGUAUUCACCUCGAUGGCGAGGCCAUUGCGCCCAGGCCCAUCUUGGAAGCCCUUGUCGACGACUUUUUCACAUACAUUCAUCCUCUUUGCCCCUUCCCCCAUCAGCCGACGUUCCAGGCUGCCUUCGUCAAUCGAGAUGAUCGGACUGAUCCCGAGUUCUUGGCGCUUCUUGCGAGCAUGAUUGGCGCCCUCGUCGCAUCCUUCCCUCGAACCGCCCGCGCGCAUCUCAAGAACCAGCAGAGUAUGCAUAUCUUCCCGCGUGCCACCGUCAUGAUUGACAAGUGCCGUGACAUCGCCCUCCAGGCCCGUGGCGUCAAGUGGCCUUCGAAGCAGCCAAAGACUCUCAAUGACGCGGCUACCAGCUACUUCCUCGCGCUGUCCGCCUCUUAUACUCUCCAGGUGAACGUCUUCCGUCUGCACAUGACCGAGGCGCUCGGUCUUAUCAACGAGCUGGGCUUCGAGAGGCCUAAGCAUCCAAACGAAGGUCCGACUUACGGCAAUGAUAUCAGUGCGCCCGCUCCUGAUAAGCUUCCCUUCAACCACAUCAAGGAUCAGGUUGGCAAGAGGAUUUUCUGGUGCAUCUUCCUUGGAGUUCGCUCCCUCUUCCAACUCGGCGGAUCUGCCGCCAAUCUCUUCAUCCUCCCUCCCACGCCCGCCUUCCCGUACCCUGCGCGUCCUGCGGCCGCUGAUGAUAAGGACAUCCAAGCGAACGAAGUCCUCCAACAGGAGCCAGGUACCACCACUCUCAUGACAGGCUUCAGUCUUGCCUGUGACAUCUACAUGACGAUGAAUCCCAUUGUCAGCGUCGAGAUGUCCUACGGUUUUGAUAGCCUUAAGUGGCCCGACCAGCGUGGGAUGUUGAAAGACAGCCUCCUCGCCGCCAAGGCAACCCUGGAUAAUCUUCCGCCCGAGCUCCAGCUCAUUUCCCCCGACCCGACGGCUGCCGGUAUAACCUUAUUCGAUGACCAGGGGCUUGAAUACGUUCCUCCCGGCAACGCCGACGCACCUCCCCUCCCCCAUGAUGUGCGUCAGGUGAUCAAGACGCAGCCUUUCCGUCGCCGAAGUUUGCAGCUCGAGAUUCAGAAGGCCAACAUUUUCCUGUCGCAGCUUGCGACCCGCUCGUACUUUGUCGAGCUCUACUUUAGCCGCCGCAACGUCAAUUACGACCCCGGCAUUCAGCUACUCGCGACCAACGGUGAGGGCACCGAGGAAGAGAACCUCGAGAUUCGCGAAGAGGAGACAGUCCGCGUUAUCAUGACCCAAGAACGCGAUCAGAUAGUCGAGGAUCUUCUCGUCGUACUCGGCGCCAUCUCGCAGCGCAACCUAGAGCCCAACGGCAACUCGCUCAUCACCAAGAUCCGCCAAGUCGCGUCGACCCUCUUGCAGAGCGCUCCCUGCCGCGAGCCGCUAUCCGACCAGCACAAGGAGGCCCUCUCGUCUCUUCUCGCCGUGCUCACGCGCCUCGAGAAGACGAGCUCAUCUGGCCCCGGCAACGAUUCCAUGACGGACAAGGACGAAGAGGAAGAGCUGAGCACCUGGGCGUCGCUGAGGGACUACCAGAUGAGAUUCUCGGCUCCUGAUGGGUUCCCGGGGCAUCUUUAG